CGAGGAAUAUAUGUUUAGGUUUUGGAGGAUUUCUGGUUCAAGCUAAACUCCGAGAGCAUCGUUGCUUCCUCUGAGAUUUGUGUCCGCUAAAACCCUAACAAUAGUUUGACACAACCGUGCAAAUUCGACCGGAUUCUGUCUAUUCAAGGGAGAAGUAGAACGGGGAAUGGGUCGGCCGGAACCUUGUGUGCUCUUUGCCCAAACAUUUGUCCACCCUCAACUAGAUGAAUUCGUUGAUGAGGUAUUAUUUUCAGAACCAGUUGUCAUCUCUGCAUGUGAGUUUCUUGAACAGAGUGCUUCAUCCGGAUGUUCAGCAGUGCAACUUGUCGGGGCAACUUCGCCUCCUUCAUUUGCCAUGGAGGUUUUUGUUCAGUGUGAAGGGGAGACAAGGUUUAGACGAUUAUGUCAGCCAUUUUUAUAUUCUCAUUCUUCAUCAAAUGUUCUUGAUGUUGAGGCUGUAGUCACCAACCAUUUGGUAAUUAGGGGCAGCUAUCGCAGCCUAAGCUUGGUCAUAUAUGGUAAUACUGCAGAAGAUCUUGGCCAAUUCAAUAUAGAAGUUGACUUGGAUAACUCUCUAGUGAAUACUGUUAGUUCUGUGGAAGGAAACAUUGAAGACCUUCCUCCUGCGUUACGCCCUACUACUGAGACUUUACUGGAAAACUUAUCUCCUUUGAAAACUUUAUCUCUCAGAGCUCAUCAGGUUGAUACUCCAAUAGAGAUCAAGCGGUUCUUACAACUCACACUUAAAAUUUUGGGCUCUCAAAAUGUUGGGCUUGUAACAAACAGACUUCUUAGUUCCAUAUUAUCAGUUGCCUCAGUUUAUGCAAUGCCUUGUCUGCAUUCCAUAACUACCAUCCACAAGCAACUUGGACUAGAUAAGUUAAUUUUCGAUGACAAGGUUCAUAAUGUCAUCAGUGAAGCCAUAAAGGAGCUUUUUGAGAUGCAUAAGGACCUUAAUUAUGAAGAAGGGAAAGAAUUAGUUGAAUGUUCAAUCGAAGGCGUGUGUACAGCAUCAGAUAUAGAUAGUGAUGGUACCGAGCAGCUUGUCAAUGCAUUGAUUCGCUACAAAUAUGAUUACAGUAUCUGCAGUGACAGAAACCCUGGGCUUUCAAAGAAAGAGAAUGUCAUUCUUUGGUUAUCAGUGGCUCUUGUCUUGUGCUCUGCUAGAGAAAGCUGCUUUCACUUUGUUAACUAUGGUGGAAUGGAGCUACUUGGAUAUGCUUACUUGCAGAAUUCAACUGCCCUGAAGCUAAUGCUUCUUGGAGUUAUAGAGCAGGCUACUCGGCAUUCAGUUGGCUGUGAAGGUUUCCUCGGUUGGUGGCCUCGUAAAGAUGAGAGUGUCCCUUCCAGUAUCAGUAAUGGCUAUAAUCAGUUGUUGAAGCUGUUAAUAAAGUGUCAGCGGCAUGAUGUUGCUUCACUUUCAACUUAUGUACUUCAUCGUAUACGCUUCUAUGAAGUGGCCUGUAGAUACGAGCAUGCAGUUUUAUCCAUACUGGAGAGCCACCUUUCUAUUGGUAGUCAGGAUCAAAGUGACACAUUGGACAUGCUUGCCAAUGCUAAAUUCCAAAUAAAAACUCUUCUGAAAUUAAUAAAUUCUAGUGGCCCUAUUGAAGAUCCUUCCCCGGUUGCUUGUGCAAGUAGAUCUUUGCUUGGUGAUGGGCAAAUGUCUUAUGAAUCUACAAGUGGCUUGAUUCCACUGUCCAAGUGUUGCCAUCCUAACAAAGAUGUUGACAUACAUUUGCUUUCUCUUCUAAAGGAGAGAGGUUUCCUUCCCUUGUCUGCUGCUUUAUUAUCUUUUUCUGCUCUGCGAACUGUUAAAGGUGGCAUGCUGGACAAUCUUCUGGAUAUUGUGUCUUAUCUAGAGGCCAUAGUUCUUUCACUUCUCUCUUGUCGUUCAGGACUAGUUUUUCUUGCUUGCAAUCUGGAACAGUCUACCACUUUAGUUCAUGCCUUAAGGGGAAGUGAUAAAUGGGAGAAGGAAAAUUCAAUUUCUCUUCGCUAUGCCUCUGCCUUGAUUUCUAAGGGGUUCUUUCUGUACCCGCAUGAAAUUGCAUUAAUUAUGGAGAUGCAUUUGAAAGCGAUUAAUGCUGUAGAUCUUUUAGUUACAUCUAAUCAGAACUCUGAGGAUUUCUUAUGGAUUCUGUGGAAGCUUUGUGGUCUUUCCCGGUCUGAUGGAGGACGUGAAGCUUUGCUGAAUUUGGUGCAUUUUCCUGAGGCUGUUUCAGCAUUAAUGGCAACAUUACACUCUGCAAAGGAAUUGGAUCCGAGCUCUUUAAGUACUGUUGCUUCACCAUUAAACCAUGCAGUCUUUCACUCUGCUGCCGAAAUUUUUGAAAUCAUUGUUUCCGAUUCGACUCCAUCUUCUCUGUCAUCUUGGAUUGAACAUGUUAAGGACCUGCACAAACUAUUACUUUCUUCUUCUCACGGUUCCAACAAAAAAGAUGCUCCAGCCAGACUUCUGGACUGGAUUGAUGCUGGCUUAGUUUAUCACAAAAACGGGGCCAUUGGUCUUCUACGGUAUGCUGCUGUGUUGGCUUCUGGAGGAGAUGCCCAUAUGACGUCGACAAAUGUUUUAGCAUCUGAUGUGAUGGACAUUGAUAAUAUUAUUGGUGAUUCUUCUAGUGCUUCUGAGGGUAACCUGAUUGAUAGUAUUCUUGGGAAACGCAUCACCGAAAAAGAUUUUCCCGGUGUUUUCCUUCGCGACUCUUCUGUUGUUCAGUUGACAACUGCUUUCCGAAUUUUGGCAUUCAUUUCUGACAAUUCGACUGUUGCUGCUGCACUUUAUGAUGAGGGUGCUGUGAUGGUUGUACAUGCUGUAUUAAUAAACUGUAGGCUCUUGCUUGAAAGAUCGUCUAAUGUCUAUGAUUAUUUAGUUGAUGAGAGUACAGAAUGCGGUUCGACUUCGGAUAUAUUGCUUGAGCGUAAUCGCGAACAGAGCUUAAUUGAUCUUCUCAUUCCUUCUUUGGUGCUGCUGAUUAAUCUAUUGCAGAAGUUACAGGAAGCAAAGGAGCAGCACAGAAAUACAAAACUCAUAAAUUCUCUCGUACAAUUGCACCGAGAAGUGAGCCCAAAGUUAGCUGCCUCUGCAUCAGAUCUAUCUUACUCAUGUCCCAAAAUAGCCCUUGGUCUUGGAGCUGUUUGUCAUCUUCUUGUGUCAGCAUUAGCCUGCUGGUCCAUUUAUGGGUGGACUCCUGGACUCUUCCAUUUUCUAUUUGACAAUCUUAAUUCAACUUCAGUUGUAGCACUUGGCCCAAAGGAAACUUCUAGCCUUCUGCUCCUUCUGCAUGAUCUGUUUCCAGAUGAACGUGCCUGGCUUUGGAAAGAUGGAAUGCCAACAUUAGCGACUCUUAGAACAUCUGCAGUAAGAACGCUGUUAGGACCUCAAAAAGAAGAAGAAGUUAAUUGGUACUUACAGCCUGGACACAGUGAGAAACUACUUGGCCAAAUGGCACCACAACUUGGAAAAAUUUCUCAGAUUAUUCUGCAUUGCUGUGUCAGUACAUUGAUUGUAAUGCAAGACAUGUUGCGAGUCUUCAUCACUCGCAUCACAUACUUGAGCACUGAUACUGCUUCAGUGCUCAUACGACCCAUCGUAUUGAAGAUUCAUGAUCAUCUUUCUGACCCUUCUACAUUGUCAGAAGUGGAUGUCUACAAGGUUCACAACAUGCUACUUUUCAUUUCUCUUCUAUUAGAACAUCCACAUGCCAAGAACGUUAUAUCAAAGGCUGGUGUCGUUCAAAUGCUACUUGAAGUGCUUCAGAAGUGUUUAGAUGCUGCCAAUUCGGACCCCAAAGUGUUCCUACAGAACAGAGCCGUUAGUGGCAAGAUGACUUCAACAGUUAGCUGGUGCACACCAGUUUUCAAGUCAAUCUCAAUAAUAUCUGAUAGUCAGACACAUGGACACAUCAGUUCGGCGCCUGAGAGACACAUCCCAGAAGCUUUCACAGCUGUGGAAUGUACCUUUGUCCUUACACAACUGCUCACAUUUUUCAAGAUCCUGCCAGUGGAAAAAGAAUUGCUUGCCUGCCUCUCAGCUUUUAAGGAAAUAGGACGUUCGGCACAAGGAAAAAGUUCUCUGCAUUCUAUUUUUCUGCAAAUUCAGUCUGCUGAUGAGGAUUAUGAAUCUGAGAGUUGCUGUGCAAAUGUUAUUUACAACAUGAAAACAUAUGCCUGGAGGGAUUAUCCUCCUUUAGCUUAUUGCUGGAGGUUGCUGUUAAAUUCCAUUUCUUCACAGAAUAUUCCUCUGGUAUUAAGUGUUGAGGCUAUUGGAACAUUAUGUUUGGGUUCUCUGAACUUCUGCAUGGAUGCAGAAAGCCAGAUGAAACCUGAUCUUGAUGAUGACCUUCAAGGAAUAGAUAUUGUUUUUGAUGCUGAGGUGUGUGAACCUGAUGAUGAUAAGUUGCCUUUUCCUCAACCGGAUGAUCCUCUUCAACAGAAUUCUCCUCCCCGUUCAAUUGUUGAAGAGACGGCAAGUGAAGAGACCAGACAGUCGUCGCGUGUGAUGUCUUACACAGAAGAAAACACACAGAGUGAAUUCUCUUCGCGGAUGUCGGUUUUUCGUCCCGAGGUUGGAUUGACACGUGAACCAAGUAUUUCUUCAGAGCGGAAGUUCAAUGAUCAGCCUGAGGAACUGAGGAGUUCUGUAGUUAAAACUUCGACUUCAUCUCUAAAGCCAGCUGUGGAUUCUCAUUCACCAACAGAAAUGUUUUCUAGAACCAAUGUAAAGCCAAAUCAUGCGAAUGUUCCACAAAAAUAUUAUGAUAAGAAAUCGCAACUGGGUCAGCCAAAUGUACCUCCCAUGAUGCCUAUUGCAAUUGCCUCACCUGUAGCCGCUCAACAAGACUAUAAGUCUAUGCGGACAAGCUCUUCUGCUUCUCUGACAUCCAGUCCUAUGCCAGAUUUAAAGUAUCGGACAUCAACUUCUUCAUCUAUCCGACCUUUCCCGCCACUUCCCCCGACACCGCCACCUUUUGGGGUUAACCCAAGUAGCCUUUCCUUAUUAAAGCCUUCCACUUCACAUUCACCGGGAUACAAUCAGAACAAUGAGGUUCAGCAUGCCUCUGCAAGUGAUGGUGCCCACCUGUCUAACCCUUCCGCUUCAGGACCAUUACUAACACCAUUUUCACCCCCUCCUUCUUUAGCCCCUCAUUUGAUUUUCAGCAGACCAUAUGGAAGUAAUAGCCCGGUUCUGCCACAUCAUGCCGACAACCUUCAUUCUAUUGGUCAGUUGCAGCCACUACAGGUACCUCAAAUGCCUCGUCAUCCUCCAUCACAGCAACUCAGACCGUUUGUUCAAUCGGAUCAGGGGGUUUCGUUGUUACAGCAGAGCCGAAUGCACAUGCAAAUGCAGCAGCAGCAACCGUUGCCACAGAUGAUGUUGCAGCAGCAACCUCAACUUUCUCCAGCUCCUCCACCUCAUCCUCCCGUUUAUUAUAAUACCAAUAAUAUUCAACAGCAGCAUGAAAGUAUUUCACAUCCAUUAACACAACAUCAACAGCAGCAGCACCGACAACAUGAUCUUCUACCACAAGGUUUACAUCAACAUGGUGAUAGUGCGUCCCAGCAACAAGAUUCCGGGAUGUCAUUGCAAGAUUUCUUUAAAUCUCCAGAAGCUAUUCAGUCUUUAUUGAGUGACCGGGAUAAACUCUGCCAGCUGCUCGAACAACAUCCCAAACUUAUGCAGAUGCUUCAGGAUCGAUUAGGGCAAUUAUGAUGUCAUCAAAUUGAAUGGUUUGCUUGAAAGUAGGAGUAAAAAAAGUUGGAGCAAUUACACCACUGAAACUUGAGUCCCCAUUGCUUUCAGCUGGUUAUAUUUACUUGUAUGUACCAUGAAUGUUUUUUUUAUUAUUAUAUUUAUUUUUGGUCUCAUUUGUACUGUAAA
Molecule: messenger RNA, 5881 nt
Organism: Cuscuta campestris
Lineage: Eukaryota; Viridiplantae; Streptophyta; Magnoliopsida; Solanales; Convolvulaceae
Source: the annotation of a GenBank genome assembly